Odobenus rosmarus divergens (Pacific walrus) is the source of this 1032-nucleotide messenger RNA. It is a transcript of the gene ERFE, whose product is annotated as family with sequence similarity 132, member B. Gene Ontology annotation, biological process: negative regulation of gluconeogenesis; positive regulation of insulin receptor signaling pathway; positive regulation of D-glucose import across plasma membrane. The coding region runs from base 1 to 1032 and encodes 343 amino acids. The record is from RefSeq and is a predicted model, not a curated record. NCBI's taxonomy places the organism in Eukaryota, Metazoa, Chordata, Mammalia, Carnivora, Odobenidae. Gene Ontology annotation, molecular function: hormone activity. The transcript is spliced from 8 exons.
AUGGCCCCCGCCCGCCGCCCCGCCGGGGCCCGCCUGCUGCUCGUCUGUGCCGGCCUGCUGGCCGCCGCCGCGGGCCUCGGCUCCCCGGAGCCCGGCGAGCCCGCGGACAGCCGCGCCCGCCAGGAGCCGGGCCCCGGGAACGAGCUGCCCGCGGGCCCCGGGGAGAGCCGCGCCGGGCCGCCCGAGCCCACCACCAAGGGAGCACGUAACUUCGACCCCAGGGAUGCCUGGAUGCUCUUCAUCAGGCAGAGUGACAAAGGUGUCAACGGCAAGAGGGGAGGCAGAGGCAAGGCCAGGAAGCUGAAGCUUGGCCUGCCGGGGCCCCCAGGGCCCCCCGGCCCCCAGGGCCCCCCUGGCCCCAUCGUCCCUCCUGAGGUACUGCUGAAGGAGUUCCAGCUGCUGCUGAAAGGCGCGGUGCGGCAGCGCGAGCGCACGGAGCCCGAGCCCUGCACGCGCGGCCCCGCCGACGGCACGGCCGCCAUCCGGGAAAACGAGGAGGCGGCGGCGGGGGACACGGGCGUGCUGGCGCUUUUGGCGGCGCCCCUGGCCCCGGGCCCGCGGGCGCCGCGCGUCGAGGCUGCCUUCCACGGCCGCCUGCGCCGGGACGCGUCGGUGGAGCGGCGCGCCCUGCACGAGCUGGGCGGCUACUACCUGCCCGACGCCGAGGGCGCCUUCCGCCGCGGCCCCGGCCUGAACCUGACCAGCGGCCAGUACACGGCUCCCGUCGCCGGCUUCUACGCGCUCGCCGCCACGCUGCACGCGGCGAUCGACGAGCAGCCCAGGCGGGGGCCGCCGCGCCCCCGGGACCACCUGCGCCUGCUCAUCUGCAUCCAGUCCCGGUGCCAGCGGAACGCCUCCCUGGAGGCUGUCAUGGGCCUGGAGGGCAGCAGUGAGCUCUUCACCAUCUCGGUCAAUGGUGUUCUGUACCUGCAGACGGGGCAGUACACCUCUGUCUUCCUGGACAACGCCAGUGGCUCUGCCCUCACGGUGCACAGUGGCUCCCACUUCAGCGCUGUCCUCCUUGGCGUGUGA